Mesocestoides corti is the source of this 1812-nucleotide messenger RNA. The record is from the annotation of a GenBank genome assembly. Lineage: Eukaryota; Metazoa; Platyhelminthes; Cestoda; Cyclophyllidea; Mesocestoididae.
AUGAACCACCAGUCGAGCGACUUCCUGGCCAGGAAGUUACGUCAAAACUGGCUCACGCACUACCACGAGUUCCGAGGCCUGGACGACAUGGAAGACGAUGAUUCUCUGACUAAUUUGGGAUGGCUGCAGAAUAUUAAUGUGACCAAAAUGGCUGCACCGCUGGCUCCAUUGUCUCCCCCUAUGCCCACUUCAUGGCCUCCGACUAAUGUCGGGGCCAGGGAAUCUACCCCCAAACCACCAGAUCGAUGCCUUCGAAACACCCUGGAGUUGUACAAGCAGCACUGCAUCAAUUACGGUGUCAAUCCGAGGCAGUCUCCUCCAUCGAAACAACAGAGUCGUCAGUCGUACCUAUUCAACAACUACCACCAAGGCUAUCCGCGCUACACACCGCGUCAGCCGAGCUCGUGUUGGAAGGCGAAAAAUCAGAGACAUUUCAUCAAGCGACGAGGAAGUCUCUUCAACCGAUUCAAGGUCCAAAUGAGCAUCAGGAAUGCUGGCUCGGCCUACCACGUGAUCAAUGGGAUACCAUCCAAUGCCAUCUACCCAGGAACCAACUGCUACCGACUGAAUGACUGCCAGACACUGCUAGCCGUCACGACCUCCCAGAAGACUGCGGUGGGUGAAGUGGCGUUUCUGAAGGACUCUGGAAGGGUCUGUGGUGAAGCGGGUCUAUUCGACGACCUGUCACUGAAGUGUGCGCCGCCGACGAUCGAAACUGUGAACCCGGAAGACAGGCUGGUGUUUCAGACCAAUCAGGGCAUUAGGCCACCUUACUCCUACGCGGUACUCAUCUACAUGAGCAUGGAGGCGACGAAGAAGAACAAGAUCACUUUGAAUGAAAUCUACUCGUGGGUGGCGGAAAAUUUCGCCUUUUACCGGAAAUCUGAACCGACUUGGAAGGUGAGAAAUCGACACACGAUUCCGUUCUUAUUUCUUGCUCUCAGGCAGACGCUGAUGAGGAGUGCCAUCUUCCAGCGCGUGCCACGGCGGAAAGAGGAGCCAGGAGGUUGGGGAGAUCUAUGGCGACUCAAUCCCGACAUUCGGACGAAACUGAAGGAGUUAAGCGGCCAAAGUGGUCCUCUGGUGACGUCGGAACCAACGGUGUGCCGAAGCACAACUUCGGGCCCACUAGAACCGUCAAGCCCCAAAGUGGUGGUGCAGAGCGCGCAGCGAACGCAUGGCGAUGACCAACCGAAUGCCAGUUUAGAUCAUUGGGGAGGAAAACGUUGCUCCGUUUCAAGCUCCUCGCCUUCGUCAGUCGAACUGCACACACCCCCUCAGAGCCAGCCUAGCUACCCACCCAAGUCACCACCUUUUUUGUCGCUAGGUUUACUCAACCUUACACAAGAAGACGUUUCGUUGCUACAGAACUCAGUGGUUGGACGUCAGUCACCGAUUGAAUCCAUUGGUGACAGCGGCAGCAGCGAGGUUAAAGCCGCAGCACCGGACUUCAGCAGCCUCCUGAGCUCCUCGCUUCUCCUCAGGGAAUGCAAACACGAAUCAGGGAGCCCGUGUCGCAGUGACGGGGACGACGAUGCACCCGAGGAAACUCCGAUCGAUAGGUCGAGGCGUGAAGACUGGUGGCCGGACGAAUUCACUGGGACAGUCGACAGCCUCAUGGGGGACUUCGACAGACCGAUCUCGGGCAACCAAAAGGCGGCCCACAGUUCUUUCGUCUACCAACCAGGUACCCUACUCGACACCCCAUUAGACUACUCAGUAGAAACUUCAAGCAUCCUACACGAGGAACAGCCCUGGGUUGACGACAAGCUUAAUUUGGAGGAGCUUGACAACAUUCUCGGUCUGAAAUAG